UCUGUUUUGCUCCAGCUGCUGCUGCUUCUCGUCACCUGAUUGGCGGAGCACCGUCUUGCAGCUGUGAUGUCAUUUCCUUUCGAGAGACGAGCGUCUAACGGUCUUCUUUCACGUCUCUUCUGUAAAUGUGUUUGUUAUCCGAGGCUUCGACAUUUUCUCUGUAAUUUACGGGGCCGUUUUUAAUAUUUUGACGGUCAUGAGAGCUGCGGAUGUGACGAGGAGCCUGUACGGUUUGGAAACAUGAGUCGCCGAGAUAACGUCCACGAAAUGGUUGAAAACGAGAACAUGAACGCCCGUCGGCAGUGUUUUUCGAUGAAAUGGUGAGAUAAAGAUGUCAAAAGACCUGUAGGCCAAGAAAGACCACCCUGGCCAGUAUCUCCCAUUGACUUUUUAAGAUCAAAAACAAAUUCUCCUCUGCAACCAGCAUGUCGAUAAUGGACCACAGCCCCACCACAGGCGUGGUGACAAUCAUUGUGAUCCUCAUUGCCAUCGCUGCUCUGGGGGCACUGAUCUUCGGAUGCUGGUGCUACCUGCGCCUGCAGCGUAUCGGCCAGUCUGAGGAUGAGGAGAGCAUCGUUGGAGAGGGAGAGACCAAGGAGCCGUUCCUGCUGGUGCAGUACUCCGCUCGAGGCCCUCGGGUCGAGCAUAAGACCAAGCUCACCCCUAAUGGCACCGAAAGCCACAGCUAAUUUCUUUUCUUUCUCUUUAGAAGCACAUGUUUUGUGUGAUGAUCCACAGGGAUCAAACUUGUUGGCUUCUACUGUAUGUGAGAGGUUAUAGAAUGUUCAGCACUUAAGUUUAAGAAGAGGGGCUUUAGGUUGUACCAGAAAAAAAACAAAACCAAUGCAUGCGUUUGUCUAGCUGCUUUUAAGUCACCCUUUGAAUUUUUACCCCCUUUGUGGUUGUCCAGUGGAACCCUGUUAUAAUGUGAAACUGAAGAUUUUCUGCAUUAUGUACACUAGCUGGCCUUUAUUUACGUUAAAUCAUGCACUGUGUCUUAAAAAGGCACAGGUCGGUCCACUGUCAUGGUGUUUUAGAAGAACUCUAAUUUCAACCAGAGCUGGCUCUGGUGUGAAGUCAAUUCAUGCAAUGGUUCAACUGAGAAAAUUAUAGGAGAUUGGUUACAGUGUUUGACAUAUUUGACAUAUUUUAUCUUUUUCUUUGGAGGAAGUAGUGGUGCACAUCUGAAAUGUUCCUUGAUACAGGAGGCAUAGUAAUUGUAUAAUGCAUUAGACAUCUAAAUUAAACCUAUUAUGAGUAGCUGAAGAUCUGGUGACUACUCAGGAGCCUUUGAUUAUACAUGGAACUAAUGCCGAGUCUUUGAAUAGGAUUUGACAUGCAGUCAAAGAACUUUGUGCUGAAAAGUUUAAUUUAGUCACACUUCUGAGAUAUUCUCUGCCAUCUGCUUUAUUUGUAACACAGAGAUGAGCAUUUUCACAUAAAGUCAUUAUACAUGCAGCAUUAGUUGCUGUUCUAGUUCUACACUGCUAAGAAGCCAUCAUGAAAGAGAGCCAAUGACUGGGUCCCAGUGUGUAGAGUUACACUGGCAAGAUCCCAGAGGUGUUCAUUAUGGUGGCUGAGCACAUGUCUUUGUGGAAGGUCAGCGUGUAAAUAUUAUUUUUAUAGACCUUUACAUUCAUCACACUGAAAAUUACUGAAAGAGACAUUGUAGCCUGUUUUUUGUUGUUCUUGUCCUUUGAUCAUUAGCCAUUUGUACAUGAUGUGAGAAACGAAAUGAGAGAAAGUGAUUUAUUUUUAUAUGAUAUUCAUGCAGACUACAUUUGUAGAAUUCAUUGAUCAAAUUUUUUGCGUUCAGUCAGUGGGUCUUGGAAUCUGGCAGAAGGGAGACUGAAAAUGCCAAAACAAUCAUGUUUUUUUUGUCAUUGUUAUACUAAUAUAGAACUACUGUAGCCUAUAGUACCUACAGACCUAGCAUACUGCCAAGGUAUGCCUUUCUGAGAGUGCUGUUGUAUUUCUGUGAAUUGAAGAUUUGUUCACUUAAAUUUCCAUGAAAACACCCCACUACGUGGAUCAGAGUACAGCAUGUUAAUGCUGCCUACAUCUUUGUAACCAUGCUGUUUUCAAUCAGGCAUAUAUGUUGCUUUAUUUCACUCUAACAGAAUUUCUAGUGAUCUGCUGUACUGAAAAAUAAAAUCUCUUCACGUGUG
Colossoma macropomum (tambaqui) is the source of this 2168-nucleotide messenger RNA. It is a transcript of the gene snn, whose product is annotated as stannin. Bases 426 to 689 code for a protein of 87 amino acids. Gene Ontology annotation, cellular component: mitochondrial outer membrane. Lineage: Eukaryota; Metazoa; Chordata; Actinopteri; Characiformes; Serrasalmidae. The record is from RefSeq and is a predicted model, not a curated record. The transcript is spliced from 2 exons.